GUCUGGGUGUCCGCCGGUAUCCACCGGUUCCCGAUGGGCAGCGCCUCGGGCGGUGAGGAGAUGAGUAUAAAACAGCGGGCGGCGAACGGCGACAGACACAGCUCAAGUCGCAGCUACCUCCUCAGCACCAACAUGAAGCUCCUGGUUCUCCUGGCCGUGCUCGGCGCCGCUUCGGCCCAGUACCAGCUGUACACUGGUGCGGUGCCGUACACCGGGUACAACGUCCCACUGGCGUACAACGCGUACCACGCGCCCAUCGCCACGUACGCCGCCCACCCCUUCGUGUACCAGAGCCUGCCGUACUCGUUCAAGCCCGUCGAGAAGGAGGAGCCCGCAGUUGAGUCCCGGUCCAAGCGUUCGGCCGAUGAGGAUCAGAAGGCUGACGAUGCCACCCUGUACUCCACCUACGCCGCCCACCCCCUCGGCUACACGGCCGGCUACCCGUACGCCUACAACACGUACCCCACCGUGUACAACAGCGCUUACAACUUCCCCACCACCUACGCCUACAAUGGCUACAACGCGUACCACGGCUACACCCCGUUCGUGCACUCGCUGAAGAAGCGUGAUACCGCCGAGGCGGACCAGAAGGCUGAUGACGCCACCCUGAUCUCCACCUACGCUGCCCACCCCUUCGGCUACCCGUACGCCCGCGCCGGCUACGCCACGCCAUAUGCUUACCGCAGCGUGUACAACACCCCGGCCAGCACCCACCCCAUCACCUACAACGCCUUCCCCUACGGCUACCGCUCGUAUGUGUACUAGACGAUGACGAUGCCGAGGAGGUAAGGCGACAUGAGCUGUACAUUUGCUUG
Pollicipes pollicipes is the source of this 815-nucleotide messenger RNA. RefSeq lists its product as uncharacterized. The record is from RefSeq and is a predicted model, not a curated record. Lineage: Eukaryota; Metazoa; Arthropoda; Thecostraca; Pollicipedomorpha; Pollicipedidae. The transcript has 3 exons. The coding region runs from base 34 to 765 and encodes 243 amino acids.